UCGGGAGAAUGUUUUGUACAUGAGCUAAAGGAUAAGUUUCUUCAAAGUGUCAUACGAAUAAACUUUGAUACAGGCAUGGAAAUCUGCUGACGCAAUAUAAUCGUGGUUUGUUGAUAAUGAAUUGAAAACCAAGCACAAUGUCUUCUGCAACGUUGAGCUUAAGGUUUCAGCUAAACAGGAUUCAACUUCACAGAUGGAGUUCAAGGUCACAGACAUUAUUUAAAAAUUGUCAUUUUCAUUCAACAAUUCAAUCAAAUUUAAGAGCUCCUGAGAUUUAUGGGUCUGUGUUUUUAAAACAUAAUCUAGGUCACAGCUACCUAAAAAGAAAAGUUACUUCUGGUAUAUGGCAAAAGGGUGACCUGAUCGUAGAAGGUAAAUUUAGGAAUUUUAAGCAGGCGAAGGACUUGACUUCAGAAAGCAUAAGUUCUUGUCCUCUGAGACUUUACAGCUCAAAAACCUUGACGAGUCACCAAAUAUGUUAUUCAGCUAGUGUGACACAAAACAUAGGAAAUGGCUUUCAUACGAAUUCUAAACCUCGGUCAUGUCAGCAAAAUGGUCGUGGGUUUCAUACACAAUGUGGGUUGCUGAAAAGGCCAGGUUUGCUCCUGCGUUCUAUACAGACAUGUAGAUCAAAAUUUGAUGUGUUUCGCUAUAUAAGCAUUAGUACUAUGGACCAAAAGAAGAAGGAAGGUCUGAAAGUUAUGGAUGCUGAAAAGGAGUUGGAGAAAAAAGGUGAUAAGUCUCGGAAAACUAUCAGGAAGAAAGUACAACCUAUCAUCAGACAGGUUCCUUGUCAAGUAACAGUGUAUGCGGUUGGAAAUGAACUAGACUUCACAAGCUUUAAAAAGCAUCUGGCUGAAGAGCAGCUAUUUGAUGUCUCCUCGACCCCAGAGGAUUUAUUGAACAAAGUGAUUCAUGUGACCUCUCGGUACCAGCCAGACAACUACCCAAAAAAGGACAUUUUCUUCUUCAGUGAGGGCUCUGUGGUAUUUUGGAAUGUACUUGAAGAUGAAAGGCUGAACAUACUGAAGAACAUGAAGGAACAUUGCAUGGAGAUAAAUGAUAUGAAACUCAUAAUGGACGAAAGUGACAGUCUGGAGAUUCAACCUACAAAGUUAGAUACAUUCCUAAACAACGAUGUUAUCAACAUCAAUGAAGACCAGGAGGCCCCUGAUUUGAUCCUCGUCAAAUAUGCUUUCUCAAAUGCCCUUUCUCAAUCAGUAAAGCUCAGCAUUUGGGAGACAGAACUUUAUAGACAUAGCCAGGAAUGUGAACACAUUUCUGAGGCAUUAAGAAUAGGGAGUGAUGUACGCAUGAGAAAACAGAAGAUUUUGAAAACUCUUGGGGCAAUAUUUGCAAUUCGACAGUCCAUGAACUUGGGUUCUGAGUUACUGGACACCCCAGACUUCUACUGGGACAGGGAUAAGCUGGGAGACCUGUACAAGCAGUGCUACAAUCAUCUAUGUGUCCCUCACAGGAUCAAGGUGAUGAAUGAGAAGAUGAGUUACUGUAUAGAGUUGUUAGAGCUCAUUAAGGACCUGGAGAGUGACAAACGACACAUUCGGCUUGAGUGGAUUAUAAUUCUUCUUAUCGCAUUGGAGGUUGUUCUUGAGUUGCGGAAAGAAAUUUUUAAAUAAAUAGAAUACAAAAAAAUA
This is a messenger RNA of Pecten maximus, 1655 nucleotides long. Its product is annotated as required for meiotic nuclear division protein 1 homolog. Gene Ontology annotation, biological process: positive regulation of mitochondrial translation. The transcript has 12 exons. The coding region runs from base 138 to 1637 and encodes 499 amino acids. The record is from RefSeq and is a predicted model, not a curated record. Lineage: Eukaryota; Metazoa; Mollusca; Bivalvia; Pectinida; Pectinidae.